This is a messenger RNA of Pieris macdunnoughi, 1677 nucleotides long. Lineage: Eukaryota; Metazoa; Arthropoda; Insecta; Lepidoptera; Pieridae. The record is from the annotation of a GenBank genome assembly.
AUGUUUGAAAAUGUGGUAGGAAGAAUAAUAAUUAUACUAUUUUUUUAUAACACUCCCAUAGUGGUCUCUGAAAUUCCAAGUUAUCGAGAUGUAACAAUAAGUCAAGGUGUGGUCCGAGGAUAUAGACAGCCAGAAGAAAAUAUUUUCACCUUUGAAAAUAUUCCAUACGCUACUGUACCAACAGGAUAUAAAUUUUAUUCGGCACCGUUACCACCACCAACGUGGAAUGGAACUUUUGAAGCAAUCGAUAAGAAAACAAUUUGCCAACAACCUCGUCGAGAAAAUACUAUAGAUUCUAAUAUACAAGUACAAUGUCUCAUAGUGAAUAUAUUUGUACCCCAUGGGGAAAUCAAAAACUUACCCGUAGUUGUUUUUGUACAUGGAGGAGCCUUUUUAUACGGGUUUGGUAAUUCACGAACUCCGAAGAAUCUAGUCAAAAGUGGAAAAGUUAUAGCAGUGACGUUUAAUUAUCGACUUGGGCCCCACGGAUUUUUAUGCCUUGGUACAAAAGCAGCUCCAGGAAAUGCUGGACUUAAAGAUCAAAUAGCACUAUUACGAUGGAUACAAAAUAACAUCGAAAAAUUUGGAGGAAAUCCAAAUGAUGUAACGAUUUCUGGAUGUAGUGCUGGUUCAGUCUCAGUAGAUGUUUUAGCUGUUUCUAAGAUGGCAGAAGGACUAUUUCAUAAAGUGAUAGCAGGAAGUAGUUCUAAUGUUAAUGCUUUUAGUGUGCAAACAGAUCCAUUAAAGAAUGCUCAACUAUUUGCUCAACUACUCGGUUUCCAUAACAUUAACGACUUAGAAGCUUUGGAAAAUUUUUAUUUAGAGACACCCUACGAAGUUUUGGCGAAUGGUACAGUCCUAUUAUAUUCAAGAACUGAUUCAGUGGUAUUAUUUUCACCAUGCAUCGAAAAAGAUGUCGGACAAGAAAUGAGCUUAGAUGAAAGUCCUGUGAAAAUACUGGAGAGUAAAAAUUAUACAAAACUACCUAUGCUCUACGGAUUUUGCGAAAUGGAAGGACUUUUUCGAAUAAAUCGUUUUGAUGAAUGGAAAACACAGAUGAAUGAAAAUUUCCUUGAUUUUCUACCACCCGACUUGGGUACAAGUUUAAAAAAAAGGAAAACACUAGCCAAUGAUAUCAAAGAGUUCUAUUUUGGUAAAGAGCCUGUUUCUGAUAGUAAUGUUUCUAAAUACAUAGAUUUCUUUACAGACAUAAUGUUUGGGUACGGAAUGCUUCGAUCUGCAAGACUUCAAUUAGAGGCUGGAAAUAAUCAGUUAUAUCUUUACGAGUAUUCAUUUGUUCACGAGAAUGACCCAUUUAUUCUGAACACCACGAAUAAAGGUGCUACACAUUGUGCUCAGAACACUGCUGUUUUAGAUGACCCUAAUGAAAAAACGCUAUCGGAUGAAUUUAAGAAGAUGAAGGCGGUUAUGCGAGAGCUGUGGUUAAAUUUUAUUACAACUGGUGCUCCUGUUCCACAAGGAUCGAGUUACCCUGCCUGGCCAACAAUGUCUCUUGAUAGGUCUUUUAUGUCGUUGAAUAGUACUUUAGAGUACCGAGAUGCUCUUAAUCCAGAGAGUGUACAUUUCUGGGAUAAUAUUUUUAAGCAUCAUUACAUAUAUCCCAAACCACCAGAUCAUUCAACUAGAUCUGAAUUUGAAUUAUCCAGACCUCUGUAA